UCUGCAGUCAUGAUCGUGCAGAUUACAGUUCAUGCAAAUAAUUACCAAUGCUAGACAUGUUGCUCUGGCUGAAGAAAAGGUCUAAUACAAGACCAAGGACAAUAUAUGGGUAUUAGUUUUGGAGGACAUUCUGUGUCGGAAAAGCAAUACAGGAAAAUAAUAUACAGUCCCCUCUGAAAGUAAUGGAACAGCAAGGCCCGUUUUUUUUACUAUACUCUGAAGACUUUUGGGUUUGAGACCAAAAGAUGAAUAUGAGAUGAUGGAUUAGAAUUUCAGCUUUCAUUUCCUGAUAUUUAGAUGCAGAUGUGUUAAACAGCUCAGAACAUGACACCUUUGGAAGCAGACCACGGAUUUUUAGGUGAGCAAAAGUAUAGGAACAGACCGUCUUAAAGUAAAUGAAAAUAAAUAACACUUAAUAUUUGGUUGCAAUGUAACUAGUAACUGCAUCAAGCUGGCAAACCAGUGACAUCACCAAACUGUUGCAUUCUUCUUUUAUGAUGCUUUUCCAGGCUUGUACUGCAGCCUUUUUUUAGUUGUUGUAUGUUUUGGGGGGGUUUCUCCCUUCACUUUCCUCUUCCAGAGGUGACAUACAUGCUCAGUUGUGUUAAGGUCUGGUAAUUGACUUGGCCAGUAUAAAAUCUUCCCCGAAGAAGUCCUUUGUUGUGUUAGAAGUGUGUUCAGGCUCAUUGUCUUGUAGCAUGAUGAAGUUCCUCCUAAUUAGAUUGGAUGCAUUUCUCAGUAAAUUAACAGACAGAAUUUUUCUGUAAACUUCUGAAUUCAUUCUGCCGCUACCAUCAGGAGUUCCAUCAUCAAUAAAUAUUAGUGAGGCCGUUCUAGGAGAAGCCAUGCAGGCCCAAGCCAUAACACUAUCUCCACUGGGUUUGAGAGAUGAGUUUCUAUGUUUUGGAUCAUGUGUAGAUCUAUUCUUUCUCCAGAUUCUUUCCCCACAUACCACAUUGUUGUACUGGCUAUGCCCAAUGCUUGUGCAAUGCCUCUGAUUGAUUUUCCCCUUCUUUUCUAAGCUUCAAAAUGGCUUGCUUUUCUCUCGUAGACAGCUUUCUGGUCUCCAUGUUGGUUUAUCCUUUUUAACAACAAAUGCAGUCUAUAGAGAUGAAACCCAGGACUGAAAUCAAGAGUAGACAUUCAGCACUAUUAAUUGUUUGAACAAUCAGCCUAACAGGGCACACCUGGGCAACAGCAAACACCUGUCAGUCACAUGUUCCAGUAUUUUUGAUCAUUUGAAAAAUGGGUGGAUUCAAACAAAAAGUGCCAUGUUCUAUGUUAUUUAACACAUCUCGAUGUAAAUAUCAGGAAAUGAAUGCUGAAUUCUGAUCUAUCGUGUCAUAUUCGUCUUUUGAUCUCAAGCCCAAAUGUCUUCAGUGUAUAGAAAAAACCCAAAAGAAUUAGCCUUGCUGUUCCAGUACUUUUGGGGAGGACUGUAUACCAACUAUAAAUGGCUCUUUUAUAUGGAUGGCAAAUGCUAGAAAGCUUUCAGGCCCUUCUCUCCCUCUCCGAUUACAGCCACGCCCCUGAGUACAGUUUAAGAUUGCAAUUGGACAGCGAUUGCAUUUCACACUGGUACUUGUGCAAUGGACUGAUGUCUCCCACACCACCCCGUGCUUACUCCACUGGCUUCCUGUCGCUGCCCACAUCUGAUUUUAAAACACUUUUGACCUUCAAAGUCUAAAAGGUCCAGCUCCCACGUACAUUAAAGCACUUAACAUACCCCUCCACGCCUCUAGCUCUGCUUGACUGGACCCAUUAUCUCUCAGGGUUCAAGGAAAACAUGUGUCAUGUCUCUUCUUUGUCCUGACACCCAGGUGGUGGCAUGAAUGUCCCCUGGCUGUCCAAACAGCCGGUUCACUGGCUGUCUUCAAACGAAGAUGAAGGACUUACUGCUUCACUACAACACUUGAAUUAGCACGUUGUUUAUAUAUUAUUUUUUUUAAAAACUCCCCUUCUGUUAUUUUGUUUUUUUCAUACUCUUACUAACGUCCUCUACAGGAACUAGCAUGAACUAGCAUGUGUUUUUGAUAGGGACUAGCACUUCUGUAAGUCUUCUAAAUGCCAUAAAUGUAUAUGUAAAUGAAGUGCGGUGCAACGGGGAAUUCUGUUCACUUCUGUUGCAAAGUCAGCAUUUAAUUCUUAAAAAUGUAAUCCCCAGCUGAUUGUUUUUCACUGAAGAGAUUAAACAAUGUAAGAGCAAUGCAACAAAGGUUUUAUGUUACCAGUACCAUCUGUGUAUUGCAUUUUGUGUUUUUCCUGGUCUGGUGCUGAAUCUUCUCCAUAAUUACCGUGUGUAUAGAGCUGAUAUGCACUUCUCAGGUGCAGCUUCUGAUUCUGACGCGAUGGAGUUUUAUAUACUGUAUAAGUCUGUCACAAAUAUGUCAGUUGGGCAUAUUCUGACAAUAUGUACACAAACUGUCUUGUGAAACAACAUUUCUUUUUUUGUAUUGUUACCUCACUGCAGCUGCUUAAUCUUAAUUUUUUUAGUGAUUAGUACUUUGCAGUUUGUAAUAUAUGUAGAAAUAUUUAAGCAGAGUUUUUUUUUCUUCUUUAUGUUCCCAUUAGUCAGAUAGAUCACCUCAGCCUUUAAACAGGAAAUGUUUUUUGCAAAAAGAGACCACUUCCUCAUCUUCAUAUACUUGAGAACUAUAGAGAGCUAUUGAGCUAACAUUUAGCUCAGUAUAUCCUGCGAAGGUUUAUACAUUUUACUGAACAAUGCAUUCUAUCAAAGUUGGCGACAACUGCACGAAAUACAGGCCAGCAAAUCUGCAGUCACAGCCAUCUUCCCCACAGUCUCGCUGCUCUUCUCCUUCAGUCUCCAGCAGCAAGCUCAUCUCUUCAUCCCAGAAGCACAGCAAAAAAGCACUUAAACAGGCUCUGAAACAGCAGCAGCAGAGGAAUCAGCGCCGUCAAUGUGGGAUCCCCACAGCCUCCAGCCCACGACUUCUACUUAAAACUGUUAAAAACAUAGCCGAUUCAGCGUCCUCCAAAACUGGCUGGGAACUAAAACAGUCAGAGCGUUGCCCUGCCAGUCCCCAGAACUCCACCUCUAGCUCCUCCUCCUCUGUCAAAGCAGACACGUGCCACACCGUCGGUUCAAGGAAGAUGUCUCAGCGUUCCAGUCGGCUCAACGCCCGCCAGUUGAGACGAACCAAGUGUGAGAUUGACGUGGAGACGCCUGAUUCCAUCCUGGUCAACACUAACCUACGGGCCUUAAUCAACAAACACACAUUUUCCAUGUUGCCCCCAGAUUGUCAGCAGAAACUUCUGAAGCUACUGCCAGAGAUUGAUCAGCAGUCGUGCAUGGAUGGACUCCUGAGAGUAACUAGCUCUGCUUUGAGCAACGAGUUUUUCACAUCUGCAGCACAGUCUUGGAAGGAGAGGCUAGCCGAAGGUGAGUUCACCCCAGAGUUAAGACUAAGGAUGCGGCAAGAGAUUGAGAAAGAGAAGAAGGUGGAGCAUUGGAAAGAGCACUUCUUUGAAAGUUUCUACGGAGAGCAGUCUGGAUUAAGCCUUGAGGAAUCCAGAGAGCUGACAGAGACUGAAAGCAUUUCUACACCAGCUAAAGACUCACCCCGGCCUGGAAAAACCGAGUCUAGCACAAACAUAGCACAGAAGCCAAACCACACUGUUGAGGUCACCCACAAGGAGCUGAGAUCCAGAGAGGUGAAAACAUCAGUGUCUGUAAGCCAUCCAGAACCAGAGUCCUUCCAUGCCGAUGCAGUCACAGAAAGUCAUUCAGCUUCUGAUGAGGCGUCUUCAAACGCUAAGAGCGCAUCUACGACACAGACUGAGGAAUCUACACCUACUGCAGAGAAAGUGGUGGAACCAUUAACGUUGAGUGUAGAUGAAGAGGGACAAGAGAGCAAGACUAAUAGCCCAACAUCAGCUCAAGAAGCUAGUUCUAAAGGAAAGGAUACCAUAGUGAGUGAGUCUAUAAAGGUUGAGGGGGUUGGGUCACAAGCGUCUGAAGUUACCACUGAGUCACUGAAGCGGAAACUCUCCAGUGAACAAGAAGUAGCAGAGAAGAAACCUCGGGUUGAAGAAGGGUCACCCUCACUUCCAACAGAAGGCUCACCCCCAGCAACAACUCGAGUAACUGCGCAACAGAGAGUGCCACCUCUUAAAAUCCCUGUGUCACGAAUCGUGUCUGCGCCUGGAGCUCCAGGCCAAGUGUCUCCAAGGACUCCUCAUCCUUUGACACCACCCAGUAUCCGCCCAGGAUGCACCGGGGCACGUACUUUAGCUGACAUCAAAGCUAAAGCAAAACUAGCUCGGGAACAGCAUGCUGCGGCAGCUGCUGCAGCAGGUACAACACGUAGAGGAUCCACUUCAGGACCUAGCUCAUCUGGAUGUACUUCCACACCCUCCCCAGUCCAGUCCUUGUCAGAAGAGUUUUCACCAGCAAGCAGUAGAAGCCAAUCUGUAUCUCCAGUAAAGAUUAUCUCCGUGUCUCCUGUCCCUGAGGGCACAGGAGUUCUCUCACAAACAUCUCCUUCCUCAGGUGCUGCUGGGCAGAUGGACCCUAGUUUUGUUCAAAGCUCUAGCGCAAACCAAUUUUUUUCAAAAGAAAACAAGUCCUUUCUGGGUUCUGGUGGAAUGCAUUUAUCACCUUCAAAUAUGCUGGCAUACAGCCAGAAACCACAAGAGACACCAUUGCCAGGGAUCUCAGUGAUCAAAUCCAGCUCCUCAAUUCCUGCCAAUAAUCCUCUUGUCGCUCAGCUCCUUCAAGGUAAAGAAGUUCCCUUGGAGAAGAUUCUUCCCAAACCACCUUCCAAGAUAAAUGUGCAGCCUGCCACUGUUGUAGCACAAGAUAAAGGGAACCUGGCUGUUAGGACAUCAGGGACGGGGAAGGAGAAACCUGUAGAUGCAGAGGACGUGAGCAGAUCUAGACUGCUGCAUAAUUCAUGCAAACCUGGGACCAGUGUGGACAAGCUGGACAAGAACACACAGGAGCAGAUUCUUCAUGUUCUAAGGCACAGAAGUCAGCAGAGCCGACUCUCUCAGCCAUCCCAGAGCGGGCCCUGUCUGCUCGGCUAUCCAGAGAGCUCUAACGACCAACCAAGGUUCCAACUAGGCCUCAUUAGACGUAAGAGGGUGUCUAAACCCGCCAUGACCGGACACUAUCUCCUAAAUAUCUCCACAUAUGGCAGAGGGUCUGAGAGCAGCAAAAGGCCUCAUCUGGUUAACCUAAAGAGAGAAAAUGUGGAAGGAGAAGGGAAAGAAGGGGUAGAACUUAAAGAAGGGCGUCAGUCUUCUUUAAAAGGGCAUUCUAACCCUCUUGGGAUUAAAGUUGAGCAGCAAGGAUUUCACAUCACAAGACCAGACGAUGCACCAGGAUACCAACACUGUCCUCAAAUAAAGGAAGAGUCUCAGUCACUGAGUUGUUCGUCCAAUAAAGAAGAAGGUGGCACAUCUACAAGAACCAAAGAAAUAUCUCCACGGUUGCACCUUGACACCAGUAAACAGGGUAUCUCAGGGCCGCAUCUUUCGGAUGACUGUAAGCCACAGGUAACGUCCUUCCAGUCGCAGAGGUCACAGGAUGGACAAGAAACCAUGACGGGUACUUUUUUUGGUGGAACUAUCAGCAUGUCCAUGCCUCACUCAAUAAAUCAUAGCAUCACUGACUCGGGUGCCUCUCCUACCGUUACAUGCAGUAACGAGAACACCAGUGAGGGGAUGAUGUCAUUUUCCGUGACUGUCACUGCCAUACCUGCCGGUCACCUUCUCGAUCAGGGUAAAGGUGAGACCUCACCUGAGCAGGCAUUCAUAGAAGCUUCUGGAAUGGAGGAUGUCCAGUCGAAAUGCUACUGUCGGCUAAAGGCCAUGAUCAUGUGCAAGGGAUGUGGGGCCUUCUGUCAUGAUGACUGCAUCGGGCCCUCCAAACUGUGUGUGUCCUGCUUGGUGGUACGAUAAUGGUGAUGAGGACAAAAGGUGACCUUAAAGAUAAAUUAAACCUUCAAGUAAGUGCGAAGUUGUUCACAUGAAUGGUGAACGUCUCACUGUGUCAAUGUGUCCAUAGGAGUUUGGCUUUUAUGCUGUUGAUCUCUGGUUUUCCAGACAUUUAGCAUGUACAUGUAUACAAUUUGUGCAAUGUUAGAGUAAAACUUCCUCUCAGUUCAUUUACUGAAAACUGAGCACCUUGUUCCAGAUGCAAGACUUCUCGAAUAGUGGCAAUAUAUAAACGCUGGUCAUGUUCUGUAAUAUAUAUAUAUAUAUAUAUAUAUAUAUAUAUAUAUAUAUAUAUAUAUAUAUAUAUAUAUAUAUAUGCACACAAUAUAAUAUAAUACACUCAUGUAUACGCAUAUAUUUUAAUUUUAGAAAGGAAAGUAACAGUAUACUACUAUUUUUGUAAAUCUUGUAAAUAUCAUGACCAUCCCUUUUUUUUUUUCUUGCUUCUUUUUAAAUCCGUUAUUUUUUUAAUACUGUGCAGCUUCUUGGAUCACUAAAAACAAUAUUAUUAUGUAACUUAUUCAGCAAAGCAAUUUUUGUUGAAUAUUUUAAGCCUUAGUAACUCAAGCAAAGAUCCAGACAGCUAAAAUACCAAUUACUUUUGAGAAUUACUGUGAAACAAAAAAAAGAAGAUUAUUUUAAUGACUUAUGCCUUAUGUCUAGGCUCAAAGUGGUACUCUUAGAUGUGAGUAGCAUCAGUGGUAGAUAUAAACAUAAACAGAUUAUUUAUGGAGCAGAAGGGAGUAAAUACCACACCCUAGCACUAAUCUUCAAUCACUUUUUUGGUAUAUCAUGGAAUAUAAGGACUGGAUUAUUUUGAUAAAUGAAAGUGGCAAUAAUUUGUACAUUUGUUAUAUUUAUUAAUAGAAUCAUCUAAAUUUAAGAGAGAAUCAAAAUCCCUUAUAACUGUCUUCUUUUUAGGGUUGCACUUUUAUUAUAUAUAUAUAUAUAUAUAUAUAUAUAUAUAUAUAUAAUUUUUUUUUCAAAAAGGUAACUUGAAUGAACUGAACUGCUCGCUUGUGUAGUAUGUUGUGAGUAAGUUGAUUAUUAUGGAAGCUAAAGCACUUCUCGAUAUAAUAAUCUAAUGUUCCCUCUCAGGAGCAAACCCAGGUUUUUUUUCAUUUCACUAUUUGUCUAAACACUCACAAUGUUGUUUACCCGUGAGGAGUGUGAACUGACAAUGAAGUUCCAAGACUGUAGAUAAACUUUUAAAAGAAAUCACAGUUGUAAUUGUGAAAUUCAAUGUUGAUUAAUACAAAUCCAAUGUGUGAGAGAAAUGAACUGUUUUUAUCAUGUAAAUAUAUGCUUUUCUGAGAUUUUAUCCACUUUUUAUGACCUUUUAUCUAUGACAUUUCUGAAGACAAAUCACACUACACCGCAAAAAGCGACGUCUUAGCAACUGACAAUAUCUUGAAUAUAGUCAAAUGUAUCUAUUUCCUAUUAUUAUAAGAUCACAGUGAACCAAAUAUAAGAUUAUUAAACCUAUUUCAAGCUAAUUUUUACUCGUUUCAAGCUUUCUUAUUCUAUUGGCAGAUCAUUUUGUUUCUUUCUAGAAAUAUAUGCUUAAAUUUUCUCCCAGUAGAACAAGACUAUUUCAGGUUAUAUUUCUUAUAAUAAGAGAUGCUAGAUAAAAUGUGACUAUAUUCAAAAUAUUUCCACUUGCCAACAUGUCAUUUUUUUGCAGUGUAUAAUACUGGACUGUCCUUAUUAUUCAGAUAAACAGGCACCUUCUGAUAUGUUUUUGUAGUAUAUAAUAUACUUAAUAUGUACAUAAAUCUGUGCAUGUUAUCCACGGGUUAUCAGUCAUGUUUGUGAAAUCUUUGCCUCGUCCUUCAGACAUUUUGAAAAGAUUUUUUGUUGGUAAUAUACCAAAGUCAAUUUGUGGGAAUGAUAUAAUCAGAUAAUAAGCAAAUUUUGUUUGUAAUGUCUGUUUAGUUUUGAAAAGUAAUAUAUUUUAAUUAAUAUAUUUUAAUAUAAAAAAAAGAUUAUUUACAAUCAAUUUUAGAUAACAUUUAAACAAACAGGGUAUUUAAUAUGUCUUCUUUAUAUUUCCUGUCCCAUUUUGUAAUGCCUCGAUCCAGGUUGUACAUAACACUUUAUACAAAUUUGGUUUGUACCAGAAUUCCCAUGAAUCUAUUUUAGGUGAUUUAGUCUUACCUGGAAUGCACAUUUUAUGUACUACUCAAGUGAGUUUUUCUCUGAAUGAAAAUAACUUUGUGUGGCAUUAGCUGGCGUCAUUACAGUUUACUUUCGAAGUCAGAAUCAUAACUGAAGAUGUUACCCUCUCUUAUUCUUCCUAUAUUUACAUAUAUACGUAUGUGUGAGCUCCACUGUGUUGUGUUUGCUUGUGGUGUAUACAUAGAACUAGUUGUAUGAAGUGUCUUUGGGUGUGAAGGUCUUUUUCAGGUGACUUUGAUGGUUGUUGUGCGAGUUGGUAAUUGUAUAUGAUCUGGUUGUACUGAUAUAUGCAGUAUGGAAUAUAGUGUGUAUUUACACACACAAACAAACAGAGACAUAAAAUAACUGUGCUAAUUCUUUUCCGUUCCAUUGAUUUGUAUUUUUUUAUUCGGUGUUGGGAAAUAAUAAAACAUUUUUAAUUGAACACAAUUUCAUCCAAGGUAAAUUUUUAGAUGCCUAUAUUGGUAGAUUGUGAUACUUUUGGUAUACAGUGAAUGAGCAAUAUGGAUUUCUUUUUUCUGGAUCAGUACUAAUGAAAAUGAUUGUAUUUACUUUAGCCAAAACAAAACAUCUCUCUGUAUCUGAUUUAGACACACCUCUGUACAUUAACCUGAUGGCAAAAAAUGUCAAUAAUGGUCAUAAAAUCACAUAUUAGACGUAAUAACAUGGCAUCUUCAUCUUAGGAACGUAUUCUUUACACAAUCUGUGACGUCAAAUGCAAUCUUUUCUCAUAACUGUGGCAAUCGCAAAACCCAGUGGAGUGUGCCUCCUUUUAAUGUGUUGGUUUUUGUUUUAAUAUUCUACAGUUCUAUGUAAAAUAUAAGUGAAUGUAAUAAACAUAACUGUAAUCAUCACUUGUAAGUAAAAGUGUGUUUUAUCUAAAUAAUAACAAUAAAAUGCAUCAAUUGAGCAAAA
Messenger RNA from Ictalurus punctatus (channel catfish), 9051 nucleotides. RefSeq names its product ASXL transcriptional regulator 2 (gene asxl2). Bases 2722 to 5922 code for a protein of 1066 amino acids. Gene Ontology annotation, cellular component: PR-DUB complex. The record is from RefSeq and is a predicted model, not a curated record. NCBI's taxonomy places the organism in Eukaryota, Metazoa, Chordata, Actinopteri, Siluriformes, Ictaluridae. Gene Ontology annotation, biological process: animal organ morphogenesis; positive regulation of transcription by RNA polymerase II. Gene Ontology annotation, molecular function: DNA binding; peroxisome proliferator activated receptor binding; chromatin binding. The transcript is spliced from 9 exons.